AUGGCCGAUGCUGAAUCAGAAAGACAGACAAGCAUCUAUUCACCACCAUUUUAUUCGUCACCAACCGGCUGCAAAAUGCGAAUUCGACUUUAUUUACAAGGCGAUGGAAAUGCUCGACGAACACAUAUGUCUCUCUUCUUCCUGAUAAUGCGCGGUGAAUACGAUGCUAUUCUUAAAUGGCCAUUUAAUUUUAAGGUGACAUUUUGUUUAUUUGAUCAAUCAGGACAACAAAGACACGUUAUUGAUUCGUUUCGCCCCGAUACAAAAUCGAAUAGUUUUCAGCGCCCUCGUAGUGAAAUGAACAUUGCUAGCGGUAUACCAAAAUUUUUUCCAUUACCAAUGAUCUUGCAACAUGAUAAUAAUUAUGUCAAAGAUGAUACCAUGUACAUUAAAUGCCUGAUUGAUUUUGGCGACAUAUCGAAGAUAAUUCUUCCCUACGCUCUCAGUUUAAAUCCUGCAUUACCUCAUCAGGUUCAGCGAAAUAUGAUUCAAGCAGAAACCGAGCGACGAGUCCAGCUUCAACAACAAUCGACACCUGCUACCAUCACAACUAUUAAUAGCACUAACAAUAACUUUUGA
Molecule: messenger RNA, 579 nt
Organism: Didymodactylos carnosus
Lineage: Eukaryota; Metazoa; Rotifera; Eurotatoria; Philodinida; Philodinidae
Source: the annotation of a GenBank genome assembly